CUUUAAUCGAUAGCACAAGACUAGUAUAAACGCUCCAGAGUACUUUCUUCCUUGACAACUGGGAUGAGCUCCCAUGUUUGAGUAGUUACAUCCGAUCGCCCGCUGUGAUAAAAUUCAACAUAUGAGUUUACCAAUAGGUAGGGAAAAAGAGGCAAUGAGGUGACUUCCAACAUGAUCCGACCAAAAUUCAUCGUCCGAGUUGUAUGGGAACGGUUCCCGCGGCUCCCGAUCAAGGCAUCCAACUAACUCACCUAAGAAGCUUCAAUGACUAACAUGGGUUCUCAGCAUCUACAUUACCACUCUAACGUGAUCCAUCUCAAAUCGCAGAAGAAACGAAAAUCCCGAAACCUCGAAAUUUUGUAAAGUGAUGAGUGCCAAGACACGCGUCAAAUCAACUGUUGAACGGAGCAACAUGCCCGCUGACGCACUCAGCAUCCUACUGUCAAGCACGGGGGCUUCACUUGCAUUGGAUCUGUUCGUCCACCCCUUAGAUACGAUCAAGACUCGCAUCCAGUCUCGCGAAUAUGCGAAUUUUCAGAGAGCCAACGUAGGAACCAGCGUAUGGCGACAUCCAGCGAUAUUCCGCGGUCUUUACCAAGGCAUCGGGAGCGUAAUAGCUGCUUCAUUCCCCGCAGCGGGUGCCUUCUUCAUCACAUACGAAUACGCACAAUCCAGACUCAAAGUAUUACAUCAAAAGCUCGGAACUGAUGAAUCGAGUUCAGCUCAAUUUAUCUCCGACCUGUGCGCAGCUUCCGCUGCGGACCUCGCCGCUUGUGUGGUCUUCGCACCGGCCGAUGCAUUGAAGCACAACGCGCAGAUGAUCCAGUCGGCUCAACCGGACGCGUCAGGACGUGUAGCCAGGGCAAGGCCGGGUGGCAUAGCCCAGAAGGCGACAACGCUAGCUCUUCAAAAGUUUAUCAAUAGUCCGAGACAGCUCUGGAGCGGAUAUCCGGCUCUGGUGGCGCAUAGCCUCCCAUUAUCGGCGAUUCAAAUGCCUCUGUAUGAGGUUUUUAAACAUCACAUUACUGAUUAUAGAUUCGGGGCUCGGGAAAGGGCGUUGGAGACACCAAGAGAUUACGGAACGAAAAAAACCCAUAUGACCAUUGGGGAGGCUAGUACGACAGCCGCACUAAGUGCUGCGGUAGCAGGCGGGAUAGCUAGUGUCCUCACAGCGCCGAUGGACGUGGUCUGCACGCGGAUCAUGAUCGAUGCUGCCGACACAAACGCGCCUCAGAAGAAAAGGAUAGCUAAUGCUGCACGGGAGAUUAUACGGACAGAUGGCCUGAGGGGCUUGUUCCGAGGGUGUGCUAUCCACAGUUUCAUGCUGGCUGCGGGAUCCGGACUCUACUUUGGUCUCUACGAGGGCACUAAGUAUUGGCUAAAUUCUGACUCGAUGGAAAAUCAUUUGAUGUUAGAGUAGCAAGUACCGGAUAAUUUUGUAUGUAUAAUAAAUUAUAAGUAAACUCUCCUCUCC
This is a messenger RNA of Aspergillus alliaceus, 1474 nucleotides long. Its product is annotated as mitochondrial carrier domain-containing protein. Gene Ontology annotation, cellular component: mitochondrial inner membrane. The transcript is spliced from 3 exons. Gene Ontology annotation, molecular function: S-adenosyl-L-methionine transmembrane transporter activity. The coding region runs from base 368 to 1420 and encodes 350 amino acids. The record is from RefSeq and is a predicted model, not a curated record. Lineage: Eukaryota; Fungi; Ascomycota; Eurotiomycetes; Eurotiales; Aspergillaceae.